ACCUCACUGCAGCUCCAGGCCCCAGAUGCCCGGAUCCCCCCACAUGUCCCCAUGGUCCCCCUUGUCCCCACCACCGGGGGCCCCCCGUGGUGGCAGCUCCUCCCCGGAGCCGCUGCUGUGACAGGAAGGUCCCCGGAAGGCACCCGGGAGCCACGGCCCAGUUCCCAUUGUCCCCCGCGCCACCCCCGGGGCGCAGGCGCGACACCUCCGUUGUCCCCUGUGCCACCUUCUGCCACCCCCCAGGCCCGGCUGGGCCUUGCCACCAGCGCUGACCACCCUGGGAGGGUCCCCCAGGCCACUGGACCCUCCCCAGCCGUGGGGUGAACCAGGAGAAGGAGCCCAUCGGGAUCAUCCGGACGUGGCGGUGGGACGGAGACCGACAUCUGCCACUUGUCACCGGCGGUGGCCCCACGGGGCCCCAGCACCUCCGGUUCCUCCCUUUCCUGGGGGGAAGGGACCCCCUGUGCCGUGGGAUCUGCCCCAGAAGGAGUUGGAGGCUCUAGGGGUCAUCCAGAGGUCAUCCAGCGGUCACCCAGUGGUCAUCCAGUGGUCAUUCAGAGGCUCCUCGCUGGAUACAAGGACCCACCUCCAUCGGCUUCUCCACUGAAAUUCAUCCUGCCAGGACCCAUCUCCACCAGCUCAUCCUCGUGUCCCCAUGGAGGUGUGGCGGCAAUGUGCUCACUGGCUGGUGGCCGCACGCGUCCUGCCCGCCGGACACCGGGCCAGCAGCCCGGGGGGACAGGUGUGGGACCUGGCACAGGCACUACGGGACGGGGUCCUGCUGUGCCACCUCCUCAACGCCCUCCUGCCCCGCGCUGUCCCCUCCCGGGACAUCUGUCCCCGACCCCAGAUGUCACAGUUCCUGUGCCUGAGGAACAUCCGCACCUUCCUGACCGCCUGCGCCGACAAAUUCGGGCUGCCCAAGCACCGGCUCUUCGGCGCCUUCGACCUCUUCGAUGUCCAGGACUUCGGCAAGGUGAUUGAGACGCUCUCGACGCUCUCCUGGACCCCGAUUGCACAGAGCAAAGGAUUCACGCCGUUCCCGUCCGAGGACAGCGUUGGGGACGAUGACGUUUACAGCGGCCUCUCCGACCUCAUCGAUGACACGGCCGAGGAGGACGAUGACCUCUACGACUGCGUCGAGGCCGAAGGGGACGACGGUGACGACAUCUACGAGGACCUGAUGAGGGUCGAGCGCCUCCCGGCCACGAAGGGGGGAGUGGACCGGCGGCUCUGCUGCCUCCAGGAGCUGCGGCAGACGGAGGAGAGGUACACGGAGACCCUGGAGUCCAUCUGCCAGCACUUCCUGCGGCCACUGCGGCACUUCCUGAGCCCGCGGGACAUGGAGAGCAUCUUCAUCAACGUGGAGGUGACAGUGACAUCGGGGCACGGGGACAUGGGGACACCAGUGACACCAGUGACACUGACCAGUAACACCAGUAACACCAGUAACACUGAUCAGUAACACCAGUGCCACUGACCAGUAACACCAGUGACGUGGGGACACCAGUGACACUGA
Molecule: messenger RNA, 1519 nt
Organism: Corvus hawaiiensis (hawaiian crow)
Lineage: Eukaryota; Metazoa; Chordata; Aves; Passeriformes; Corvidae
Product: proto-oncogene vav-like
Exons: 8
Coding region: 656-1465 (269 amino acids)
Biological process (GO): cell migration; regulation of GTPase activity
Cellular component (GO): cytoplasm
Molecular function (GO): protein binding; guanyl-nucleotide exchange factor activity
Source: RefSeq, a predicted model, not a curated record